Molecule: messenger RNA, 2198 nt
Organism: Jatropha curcas
Lineage: Eukaryota; Viridiplantae; Streptophyta; Magnoliopsida; Malpighiales; Euphorbiaceae
Molecular function (GO): catalytic activity
Source: RefSeq, a predicted model, not a curated record
GCGAAUUGCGCAAAGUAUCAUCAUCCUUAAACCCAUUGUGGAUAUGCAAAGUGGGAUGUUGAAGCCAAUGUCCGAUAAACAGCAAUGACCUGUGUCUCCUUAACCUCUCUUCACCUUCCUAAUCUUGACUUGGCUUUUGCCAAGGACUGGACUUUGAAUUCUUUGAGAAAAAGAACGGGGAUUUGCGUCUCUAUUUCUCAGGAAAGGAGCAUUUUGGAACCAAAAAAGAAACAACAAAGGAGCUGCAGAAUAUCGGUCUCAACAGAUGUAUCUCUCAUUUCCAAUUCUCAUAUAAGUCAGCCAGAUACAUUUCCUCCAUUGGUUAGUGCACUGAAAGCUUCCGCUGCACAAAAUGCAGCCAGUUUUCACUUCCCUGGCCAUAAUAGAGGGCGUGCUGCACCAGUUUCAUUAACACAGCUCAUUGGUUUAAGACCAUUUAUUCAUGAUUUGCCUGAGCUUCCAGAGCUUGACAAUCUUUUUUCACCUGAGGGGCCUAUUUUAAAGGCACAAAUGCUAGCUGCCAAAUUGUUUGGGUCACUGGAAACGUGGUUUCUUGUUGGAGGUACAACAUGUGGGAUCCAAGCAUCAAUAAUGGCAACUUGUUCCCCGGGAGAACAUAUAAUUCUCCCUCGCAAUUGCCAUAUAUCUGCCAUAUCUGCUAUGGUAUUAUCAGGAGCAAUACCCAAAUACAUUAUACCGGAGUAUGAUUGUAGAUGGGACAUUGCUGGUGGGAUGACUCCAUCACAGGUGGAAAAAGCCAUUAAAGAGUUGGAGAUGGAAGGCCAUAAACCUGCUGCAGUUUUUGUCACUUCCCCUACUUAUCAUGGUAUCUCUAGCAAUUUAAAUGAGAUUUCAGAGCUUUGCCAUUCUCGAGAAAUUCCUGUGAUAGUAGAUGAGGCUCAUGGAGCACACUUGGGUUUUCAUCCUCAAAUGCCCCUUUCAGCCCUGAAGCAAGGUGCUGAUCUUGUGGUACAAUCGACCCACAAAGUACUAUCCUCUCUCACACAGUCAUCAAUGCUACACAUGUCAGGAAAUAUUGUGGAUAAGGAGAGAAUUUGUCAGUGUCUUCAAACUCUUCAAAGUACAAGCCCCAGUUAUCUACUUUUAGCAUCGUUAGAUGCUGCUAGAGCUCAACUCAGUGAAAAACCAGAAACUAUUUUCAAUGGAGCAAUGAAGUUGGCUACUGAAGCUAAAAAUCUUAUUAAAAAGAUUCCAGGUAUUACUUUGCUUGAGAUACCAAGCUUCAGUAAAUUUCCUGCGAUGGAUCCAUUGCGCCUUACAAUUGGGUUUUGGCAGCUUGGUUUAUCUGGUUACGAGGCAGAUGAUAUUUUAGAUAGGAAUCACAGAGUUGUAUCUGAGCUUGUCGAAAGUCAAUCUAUUACAUUUGCAAUUAAUCUAGGAACUUGUGAAGAGCAUGUUCAGAGGCUAGUGUCAGGAUUAAAAGAAUUAUCUGCAAGUUCCUUAAAAACUGGAACGAUAGAAGAAAAGGUGAAGAAUGGACAGAAUGUACUGUUUACUGAUAUUAGCAUGACCUUGAAUCCAAGAGAUGCAUUUUUUGCUAAGAAAAGGAGAGUAUCAAUUAGAGAGAGCCUUGGGAAGGUAUGUGGUGAACUUAUAUGUCCAUACCCACCAGGGAUACCUGCAAUGAUUCCAGGUGAGGUUAUUACAGAAAGGGUUUUGGAUUAUUUGCUAGAUGUUAGAAGUAAGGGUGUUGUUAUUAAUGGAGCUUCUGAUCCUCAACUGUCUUCUAUAGUCAUUUGCAAUGUGUGACAAAAAUCACAAGUUAGUGCUCUUGUUGUUUUGCUUCAUUCCACAAGGUAUGAGGAGUGUAGAUAUGCACAUAUAGAAGGCUAGCAAAUAUUGUACCAGAGAUUGUUAGAGGUACUUUAAUUUUGCAUAUUCAGGCGUCAGGAAUUACUUCUCAGAAGUCCAACCCUAAUCCAGUUUUUAGAACAUGACUCGGGUGAGUUGAUAAAGAUGAAAGAUGAACCCAUGGAUGAUAAGUAUCCAUUAAGCUAAUCCCCAAGGUCAAGGAGCAAUUAAUAAUUUCCCCUUUUUCUGAAAUGUUCAUUUAAUUCAUAUAUAUGAUUGGAUUUCUCGUACAUUAUCCAAGAAAUCUUGUAGAUUGUUUCUUGCAAGAUGCUCUGAUCGCUACAUAUUUUUCAUUUGAUGGUUUAGGAAUUGUAGGCAGUUCAUCA